Molecule: messenger RNA, 8474 nt
Organism: Schistocerca nitens (vagrant locust)
Lineage: Eukaryota; Metazoa; Arthropoda; Insecta; Orthoptera; Acrididae
Gene: kon
Product: chondroitin sulfate proteoglycan 4
Exons: 23
Coding region: 1-7122 (2373 amino acids)
Source: RefSeq, a predicted model, not a curated record
AUGCAUGGAGAGAGAGAGAAAGAAGGGGGCGGUGCCUAUUUUGCGGCGGCUGACGCCGGCCCUGGCUGCCUUGCUGUUGCAGCGUCCUUCUACGGGGCGAGCUACAUCGCGGUGCCGCUACAGGACGCACGCAGCACCACCGAGCUGGAGAUGCGGUUCCGCACGCGGCGCGCCGACGCCAUGCUCUUCCUGGCCGCCGGCCGCAUCGACUACUGCCUCGUCAUCCUCGAGACCGGCAGACUCAAGGUGCGCGUCAACGUGGGCGACGGCGAGCGCGAGAUCUCGUCGCCCAAGGGGCUGCGCCUGGACGACCUGCAGUGGCACGACGUGCUCAUCUCGCGCCGCGACGCCGCCUUCAGCCUCACCAUCGACACCAUUCACGUCGUCACGGAGAAGCUGCCGGGGCGCUUCUUCGAGCUGAACGUGCACUUCGGGCUGUUCGUGGGCAGCCAGGGCGACUUCUCGGAGCUGUUCCUGGGCCACCUGGAGAACCUGCGCGGCUGCCUGGCCGACGUGCGCUACAACGGCGUCGACGUGCUGCGGCGCGCGCGCGAGAGGCACGGCCACGUCGACGUGCACGGCGUCACCUGGACCUGCGCGCCCGAGUUCGACGCCGCCAGCGACCGCGACAUCAGCUUCGUCGAGAACGACGCCUUCCUAGCGCUGCCCAACCUCAUCUCGCGUACCGGCGUCAGGUGGCGCAUGGACGUGAAGACGGCGUCGCCGCUGGGGCUGCUGGUCUACAACGCGGGGCUGACGACGCAGUCGGACUUCGUGGCCCUGGAGCUGGUGGACGGCCGGCCGCGACUGCUGCUCAACAAGGGCAACGGACCCACAGAGCUGCAGAGCGACGUCGCCGUGGCGGACGGCGCCUGGCACACGCUAGCCGUCCACUUCAACCCCACCUUCAUGGAGGUCUCCGUGGAUGGCGCCGUCUCCAGUCUGCGCCUCCCACCGGGCGGUAGCCGCUUCUUCGACCUCGCUGACACCGUGUUCGUGGGCGGCACGGAGGUGAACAAGCGGGCGCGCGCGCGGACGCAGGGCGUGCGGUCCGCGACUGCGUCGUUCCGCGGCUGCGUGCGCAACAUGUGGGCCGAGCAGCGGCGCGUCGGCUUCCCCGAGGCGCGCGUCACGCACGGCGUGCUGCCCGACUGCGUGUGGGCGUUCGCGUGCGCCGCGCGCCAGCCCUGCGUGCCCUCGGCGCGCUGCCACCAGCACGGCGUCGACUCGUUCCGCUGCUCCGACUGCGGCCAGCCCAUGUGCGUCAAGCCCGACUACGCGGAGAGCUACAAGGUGUUCUCCAAGCCGACGCUGCCGGUCGACCUGGAGAUCCUGGUGCUGACGCCGCUGCAGGUGGCCGAGGGCGGCUCGGCGCCGGUCACGACGCGCAACGUGGACGUGGUGCUGGACUUCCCCAAGUACGGCGUGCGCGACACGGGCGUGCUCUUCUUCGUGGUGGAGCCGCCCAGGCACGGCCGCCUAGAGGUGGACCGCCAGCCGCACGGCCAGGGCCAGCAGUCGCAGUCGCAGGCGCCGCUCGCCUUCACGCUGCUCGACAUGACCAAGGACAAGGUGCGGUACACGCACGACGGCUCGGAGCAACACCAGGACGCGGUCUCGCUGGAGGUGGAGCUGUCGCCCGACGCGGAGUUCACGCUGCCCGGCUACCUGCAGGGGCGCCACCGCUUCGCGCUGCACGUCAACGUUACGCCCGUCAACGACCCGCCGCUGCUCUUUCUGCCGCCCGGCAAGACGCUGCGCCUGGCCCAGGGGACGCGCAAGGUGCUGACGCGGUCGCUGCUGCGCGCCGAGGACCCGGACAGCCCGCCCGAGGAGCUGGUGUUCACCGUGCUGAGCCGCGACGCGGCCGGCGGCCACGUUGAGCGCGCGCUGCAGCCGGGCCGGCCGCUCGACUCGUUCACGCAGCGCGACCUGGACGCCGGGCUCGUCGCCUACGCCCACCCGCCGGCGUCGGCGUCGGCGUCGCCCGGCGCCUCGGCCGGCGCGCAGUCGCGGCUCGCGCUGCAGGUGUCCGACGGCAUCGAGACGAGCGCCGCCGCCGUGCUGCGCAUCGCCGCCUACCCGCUGCAGCUCACGCUCAUCAACAACACCGGGCUCGUCAUCACGCACAGGACGUGGGCGCGGCUGCAGCCGGGGAACCUGUCUUUCGCGGUGAACGCGGACGACCCCAGCCUGGACGUGCGCUACGAGGUGGUGCGUCCGCCGCAGUUCGGCCACGUGCAGCGGCUGCGCGGCGCGGGCGCCGACGGGCCCUCCUCCACUCCGUCGCAGUGGGUCAACGUGGACCACUUCACCAACCACCAGCUGGCGCGCGGGCUCGUCCGCUACGUGCACACCGAGGGCGCGCCCGCCCACGACGACUUCAAGUUCAAGGUGUCGGUGCUGGACGUGGAGAGCCCCAAGACGUACGACUUCCGCGUGACGUUCACGGAGCUGCAGCUGGUGGCGGAGCGCGCGCACGAGCUGCUGCUCAACGGCAGCCGCGACGCGCUGCUGACGGACGCGCAGCUCAGCUUCCGCACGGCGCCGCUGCCCACCGACGCGGCGCUGGUGCAGUACCGGCUGACGGCGGCGCCGCGCUACGGCGCGCUGCACCUGCAGGGCUCGUUCCGCGUGACUGCGCCGGGCUGCGAGCCGCUGAUGGGCUCGCUCUCACUGGUGCACGUGCCGUCCGUCAAGACGCGCGCCGAGGUCCGCGCCACGCUGGAGCGCCUCCAGGUGACGGAGGGCGGGCGCGAGCCUGUGCUGCGGACGCACCUGGACCUGGAGACGGCGGGCAUCACGCAGCUGCUGUACAACGUGACGCACGGCCCGCGGCACGGCCGGCUGGACGUGAUGGACGUCGGCAUGGUGCAGACGCUGCGCGAGGCCACCAACUGGUUCUCGUCGCGCGAGCUACUCACCGAGCGCGUCUUCUACGUGCACGACGACUCGGAGACGCGCCGCGACUCCUUCCACUUCGUCGCGCUCUCCAGCGAGGAGGAGGACUUCCAGUACGUCGGCGUCUUCCACGUGGACGUCCUGCUGCGGAACGACAACACGCCGGUCAGGGCGGUGGAUAAGGUGUUCCGAGUGGUGACGGGCGGGGAGCGGCUGCUGACAGGUGACGAUCUGCGCUACUCGGAUGCCGACAUCGACACCAAGCCGUCCGACAUCCUGUACACGCGCCGCGGCAUCCCCAACGGCGGCAUCUUCCAGGCGGCCAGUCCUAACGAGGCGCUGUUCGAGUUCACGCAGGAGGACCUCGACAAGCGGCGCGUGCUCUUCCGGCACGAGGGCGACGAGUACGGCAAGGUGGGCCUCUGGAUCACCGACGGCCAGUUCUACGCCAACGGCAUCCUCGAGGUGCGCGCCUCGCCGCCCUUCGUCGAGAUUGUCAACAACACCGGCAUCAUCGUCAAGCAGGGCGGCGGCGUCGUCAUCAGCACGUGGAACCUCAGCGCCGAGACCAACCUCAACGUCUGGGGGGAACAGAUCUCCUAUGAGGUGACGGAGGGCCCCAGCCACGGACAGCUGGUGGUGGGCCGGGAGGGCGCGGCGUCGCGCUUCUCGCAGCUGGACGUGGAGCGCGGCGCGCUGCUGUACAAGCACGACGCCUCCGACUACUACAGCGACCGCGUCGCCUUCCGCGCCGACGCCGGCGGGCGCGCCUCGGCCGACGGCCAGCUGCUGGUGCGCGUCUUCCCCGCCGCCUACUGGGAGCCGCUCGUCGUCGCCGCCAACCGCACGCUGCUCGUCGAGGAGUCCACCAGCGUCGUCGUCUCGUCCGACGUCCUCAAGGUGAUGCACCCGCAGAUCCCGCCCACGGACAUCGUGUUCACGGUGGUGGAGCCGCCGGCCUACGGCUACCUGGAGCUGGAGCCUCCGUCGCUGUCGGCGCAGCCGAGCUGGAACGCCAGCGAGGAGGCGGGCGCGCUGCCCGGCUCGCUGUCGGAGUUCGACCAGUCGACGGUGGACGAGGGCCGGCUGCUGUACGUGCAGGCGGCGGCCAACCGCAGCCGCGACCACGUCACGCUGGACGUGGGCAACGGCGUGCGCUGGCUGCGCGGGCUGCGCCUGCAGCUGGUCGUGGUGCCGGAGCGCCUCUACCUGGCGCCCGCCGCCGCCGCCCAGACCGUCACCGAGUUCCGCGUGGCGCGGCCGCCGCGCGCCGGCAGGCUGCGGCUCGCGCCGCCCUCCCCCAAGGGCGGCCCCUCGGCGCCCACGCUGCUGCGCUUCACCACGGCCCAGCUGCAGGCCGGGCUCGUCCAGUACGAGCACGACGGCAGCGAGACGCUGAGCGACGACCUGGUGGUGGUGGGCGUGGCCGGAGAGAAGCGCAGCGAGCCCGCCACGGUGCGCGUACACGUGGCGCCCGUCAACGACGAGCCGCCCACGCUCGUCAACAACACCGGGCUCGUCGUGUGGGACGGCGCCUCCGCCGUCAUCACGCCCGCUCACCUCGCUGCCGCCGACGCAGACACGUCGGCCGCCAACCUCACGUUCAUCGUAUCGUCUCCACGAGCCGGACACGUGGCGCUGUAUGCUGCGCCGUCUCUGCACGUCCGCAAGUUCACGCAGGCCCAGUUGGACUCGCACCAGAUCAUCUUUGUGCACAGCGGUGGCAGCGUCCCCGCGGGCUUCGAGGUGUCGGUGAGCGACGGCGCGCGCACGGCGGGCCCCUUCAACGUGACGGCGCGCGUGCGGGCCGUGUCGCUGCGCGUGGCCGCCUCUGGCGCGCUGCACGUGUUCCCGCAGCGGCGCGCCGCGCUCUCGCCGCAGCAGCUGCUGGCCACGGCGUCAGACUGGCAGGCGCCGCGGCCCAGGCACGUCGUGUACGCCGUCUCGCGCCAGCCGCAGCUCGGCCGCCUGCUCUUCGUCAGCGGCGCGCAGGGUGCCCAGAGGCAGCUGCAGCUGGCAGACAACUUCACUCAGCGUGACGUCAACGAGAGCCGCAUCUGGUACGAGAACACGCACAAGUUCUUCGGGCUCUCCACCAACGACUCGUUCACUGUCGACAUACGCGCCGACUUUGCCGAGUCAAUCUUGGGCCAUGUGGUGGACGUGGACAUCUCCGUGUCGUCCGGCGGGCUGGAGCAGUUUCUGCCGCUGCCGACACUGCUGGUGGAGGAGGGCGGGUCGGCGCAGGUGCGCAUCAACACGAGCGGCGUGGCCGCCUUCCUGGACAGCCGCGCCGAGGUCGAGGUGGCCUGCCUGCUUCUCGACCUGGCGGCGCCGCUGCAGCACGGCCAGCUCAUCAUCAGCGGCAGCGACAACGAGACCAUCUUCACCCAGUCAGAGAUGGACGCCGGAGAGGUGGUGUACCAGCACGACGGGUCGGACACGCUGAGCGACGAGCUGCGCUUCUCGCUGCGGCUGGAGCCGGGCAGCGUGCUGCUGCUGAACGCGACGCUGCCUGUGACCGUGGCGCCCGUCAACGACGAGCCCUUCCGACUGGUGACACCGGCGCCGCACGCCACCGUGGUGCAGGGCCAGGCGCGCGCCCUCUCCAGGGAGCUGCUGCUCACCGAGGACGACGACACGCCGCCCGCCCAGCUCGUCUACGAGGUCAUCAGCGGGCCCAGCGCCGGCCGCCUCGUCAACGCCGCCAACGCCUCGCUCGGCGCCGCCAACGAGACGGUGGUGAGAUUCACGCAAGCGGACAUCGACGCUGGGAACUUGAUCUAUGAGCACUCGGGCCCGCUGCAGCCGGCCACGUUCUACUUCCGCGUGUGGGACGGCCGCUUCAACCCCAACUACACGGUGUUCACGUUCCACGUGCUGCCGCUCACGCUCAACGUGUCUUUGGGCCGGCCGGUGGCCCUGCAGCAGGGCUCGAGCGUGGCGCUGCUAACGGCCGACCACCUGGUCGUGUCGACCAACGGCCGGCCCGAGGACGUACGCUACAACGUCACGCGGCCGCCGCGCCACGGCGCCGUCUACGUCCACGACUCGCCGGCCCGCGAGUUCUCGCAGGCCGACCUGGACACCAAGCGCGUCAUGUUCAUGCAGUCCGACAUGACGGCCGAGAGCGACGCCUUCCAGCUGCGCGCCUGGCUGCCCGACGGAGGCUCCGGCGCUCCGGCCGUCGUCGUCAACGGAAUCGACGUCGAGGUCAGCGUCGAGCCGCUCGUCAGGAUAGGCAACUUCACUCCGACGGCCGGCGCCAAGAACCGACUGGGACUCCACGCGCUCGACGCCACGCCUCUGGCGAAGCUGACCAACAGCAAUCCGACGUACCUGGUGGAACGCAGGCCCAGACUGGGCCGCAUCAAGAAGAUCAUCCGCAGCUCCGGCGAGAAGAGAAAGGAGCGAGAGCGCGAGGUGAAGCAGUUCUCGCACGAGGAAGUCGAGAGCGGCGUCAUCUACUACGUGGCGAGGGCGCUGCCGCGGCUGGAGCCCGGAGGGGCAGAGGACGCCUUCCAGUUCGUGCUGAGAGCUUCCAUCUUCCAACCCGCUCGCGGAGAGCUGAGGUUCUUCGUCAGGCCAGAGAUGGUCGCGGGAGUGGUCAGCGACGCGGCGAGCGAUGUGGGCGCCGCGGUGCAGUCGACGAGAGGUCCUCCGCAGCCGCUGCCGGGGCCCAAGAGCCCCGUCAGUCGCGAGAGCGAGCAGUCUUCCGGCACUGUCAUGAGCAGUGACUACGUGCUCAUCGUGAGCAUGGUCUUGGGGGUGGUAGUGGUGUCUAUUCUCGUCGCGGUUGUGGUCAAGUGCCGUUCGUCGAGAGCCAGGGCGGCAGCCAGCGGCCGCGCUGUCCAGUCGAAGGUGGACCUGUCUGUGCCGCCUCCGCUGCCUCGCCCGCCCCCAGACGAUCUCCUGCCCCCGGCCCCCGCCUCCCCCAGCGGCCUCCAACGCGGCGGUAUCAGCGCCAAACGGUUUGCGGCCAACGGCUCCCCAACUCCGCUCGGUUCGGGACUGCCGCCGCCGUCCGUUCUCCAGUGCAAAGUGAUUCCUCUGGAACCCGUCGAGUCUGUGGCUGGUUCUGACGGCGAACUCAAUGCCCGGUACCCCUACGGCGUUGCCGACGAACCGACGGAGGAGUGGAGCAGUUACGAUGCGUCCGAAAUCGCGUAUCCUCCACGGACAAACAACCCCAUGCUGCGACGGAACCAGUACUGGGUAUGAGAGUUCAUGGCAACGUAGAACAUUGAAAUUGCAGUACAAACAGCGCACAUCUCAGGGCCAGGGAAACUGUCGCUUACGGCAGCAUGGACGCUCGUAAGACUUAAAGAAUUUCGCACGGAUUCCCAGAUAUAUGAAACAAGGGAAUUUGGUUGUCGUUAAUCUGCUACAAAGGCGUCAGAAAUUAUUGCGUACACAUAAUCUUGAACAUAAACUUACAAGUCUGUAACAGUAACUUGUGAGAUACAGAACAACCUGUAAUGAGUUCACACGAAAGUAACUAGCUACUCAUCUACACAUUCGUGAGCAAUCCAUAGGAAAGAACAGUGAGCAUUCAGCUUCACACACAAAAGUGAAAUAAGAAAAGAUGGCAAUCAAAGUGAAAGGAGGAAAUGUCGGACACACAGGUGACGUUCCCAGAUAAGUUAAUAAAUUUGUUUUUAACAGAAUUGCCCCGUCAUUAUAAACUGUUAAAUGCUGUCCGUUCUAAUGGACACAAUAAACAGGAUUGGGACGUUCUUAAAUAAAUAUGCCUAUCUGAGUGAAAUAACAAAAUAAUUUGUGAGAAAUCGAGUGUCAAGGAAAUGGUCAAUUACUGCUCAUUAGACACAGAAACUAAUAUCAUAGUCCGCAGUUUCAGAAACUACUGCACACUGGGCGAUAAAAUUCUGUAUUCUGAAGGUGUACGUGAAGGAGUAACUAACACAUACAUUUGAUAUUAACACAGUUAAUUAAAGAACGUUUAUUCUGGACGUAUCUAAGAUUUAAGAAAAUAUAUUUCUCGUUGAUUGUAACAAGAAUAAACAAAUCUCUACAUGAGCUCUCCAUAAUCAUUCGAACUCUCCAAUGGAAAUAAAGCGCAAAAAAAAUCUGAAAAAAGUUGCCAAAACGCAAAUCGUGAACUGCACUGUCUCCACAGCUGUUCGGACAAGUGGCUAUUUUGUUGUGUAUCGUAAGAGUAAUUAUUUUUUAGAACUUUGUUAUGCAUAUGCCUGACAUACUGAUAACGCAGUCACUUACUAUUGUGACCUAUCGAUUACCUACGAUCCUGUUUUCCAGAGACAUUCAGGUCUUUCCUCGAGUGCUACAGUGUUUAUAAACUCUUUGUCUUUCUGCAGCAAGUGUGGCACUACAUAAUACAAAAUCUUCCGACUCGUUACAGAAAUACUGCUUUAAAAUGUACUGAAUUUCUUUCUGUGACAACGCAACUGUCAUUCGAUACUGGUUUCACUUACAUGAAACUGUGACUAUCGGCUCAAUUACAAGAUAAUACUGUAAAAAUAUAUGAUUGUAUGUAUGAAAAAUGUGGAAAUGACUUGAUACAGGAAUGUAUUUUUUUAGGAAUGACUAUUAGA